GGCACCACGCAGAACCAGGACGGAACCCAGCAGCUUCCGGGGGAAACCCUAGAACACGUAGAACAACAGAACCGCGUUCAAGAACAACAGAACCAACUCCUAGAACUCGAGAACUUCGAACUCUUAGGUCAAGAGAAUGAACUCUUAGAACAACAGAACCUAGAACAACAGAUCCAACUCUUAGAACUAGAGAAUACAGUCCAGACCAGCACAGACAACCGGUCCAGACCUCCAGACAAGACCAGUUCUGGCGGUGCCCUCCAUCCCUGGUGGCCUCAACAGAGCAGCUUUAGAGCGACUAGACCCAGUGUCCCUCUCCCCUGCCUCGGCCCUCUUCUCCACUUGCCCGAUCCGAUCCCAGACUCCUGGCCCACACACCUCCGGCCCUUCUCAGCCAAGGAGUAUCUUCUAGUGCGACACACACACCGUCAGCUGGUUCACAGUGGCUACUACUGGGGCCCUAUGGAGAUGGAGGAGGCCCACCGCACACUGCUACUCACACCGCCUGGGAGCUUCCUCAUCAGGGACAGCAGUCAGCCGGACGUCUUCUUCACCCUCAGUUACCACGGCGAUCGGGGGCCCGUCAGUGUCCGCGUCCUCCUGACCAGUCAGAGUUUCCGCCUCAACGGCAGUAACAAGGCCUUUGAUUCAUUGUUCGCCUUGCUGCGGUUCUACGUGGAGUCAUCCCAUAGGCGGCUGCGGAGGGCGUGGCGCAGGGAGCAACCCAUGACCUUACAGCAGCUGUGUAGGGGACGAAUCGUGGAGUUGUACGGAGCGGAGAGGAUAGAUUCACUACCUGGGCUUAACCAGGUGGUCAUACAGUAUCUACAGGACUAUCCUUAUAGUGUAUAGACACACCCUCCUACCGGAGAGUUUGGGGCACCACUUCCGUUUCAACAGACUGAAACUUUCUGACCGGUACUGACCCGAACCUACAAUGGAGUGGAGCCCCAGAAAACGGAAUUGGAAAUUUGCUGAUUUUUACACUCUCUGUCUCUGGUCUGGUUCUGUGGUUCUGUCUCUGGUCUGGUUCUGUGGUUCUGUCUCUGGUCUGUGGUUCUGUCUGUGGUUCUGUGGUUCUGUCUC
This is a messenger RNA of Oncorhynchus kisutch (coho salmon), 1086 nucleotides long. RefSeq names its product suppressor of cytokine signaling 1. Gene Ontology annotation, molecular function: 1-phosphatidylinositol-3-kinase regulator activity. Gene Ontology annotation, biological process: intracellular signal transduction; phosphatidylinositol phosphate biosynthetic process. Lineage: Eukaryota; Metazoa; Chordata; Actinopteri; Salmoniformes; Salmonidae. Gene Ontology annotation, cellular component: phosphatidylinositol 3-kinase complex. The record is from RefSeq and is a predicted model, not a curated record.